Rubroshorea leprosula is the source of this 737-nucleotide messenger RNA. NCBI's taxonomy places the organism in Eukaryota, Viridiplantae, Streptophyta, Magnoliopsida, Malvales, Dipterocarpaceae. The record is from the annotation of a GenBank genome assembly.
GAAUUUAUUUUACAAAAUGGUCGUCAUUGAAAGAAUUGGUGGUAUUUGGCUGUAAUCAAGUGCAGAUACUUGCUUCAGAACUUCUAAGUUAUCAGAGAACAUGCAGAGAGAACCAACUUGAAAAUCAUAAUCAGUGCCCUCUAUUCUUGAUCAACAAGGCUACCUUCCCCAGUCUAGAAGAACUAAUAUAUAGUGGAGAGGAAUAAGAGCAUGAAGGAGAUAUGGCAUGGUGAUGAUGUGAAGGAUGGCAUUGUUUUCACCAAACUUGUGUCUCUGCAACUUAAAGUUCUUCCAAAACUAGAAAGCUCCUGCUCAGGAAAUUGCAACUUUGAAUUUCCAUCUUUGGCAGAUGUAAUCGUGAUGGAGUGUCCAAGUAUAUGGACUUUCUCUAAGGGAGAAAGUGGUGAUGACGUUGAAGAAGACUGGUUUGAUGCUUUGCAUAAAUUGGGUGUGAUUAAUCCUUUAAGAGUGAUCUAUAGAGAAGAUUCUUGGGGUUUAUAUUGUAAAGGGAGUGGUGAUGACGCUGAAGAAGACUGGUCUGAUGCUUUGCAUAAGCUAUUCGAUUAGGAUGAUGUUUCCGAGGAGAGUGGAUUCUCUGAUGCCAUCAACUUGUCUGAUAUAUUAGAUACAUCUUUUAUACAAGUUGCUAUAUAUAUAUAUAUAUAUAUAUAUACAUUGAUGAUACUUUCUUCCUUGUAGGUUGUAUGGUGCACUCCUAAUUAAGCUGGAUUUCAACG